CAACUCCAUAUCAAAUGCUGGACCAAAACCUGACGCUUUAUCUAUCCCAGUCAGAAACCCUUAUUUUGUCUUCUACAUUUAUUUCUAACCCGGCGCCAUCUUUUGUGUGGACCUUCCAACCAUCAAAAUCAACCUAUGUAACGGAUCUUGUAAACGGAACGGAUGGCGUUAUUAUACAAAAUACGUUUGAGGUGAGGAAUUCAACAGCGUUUUCAGUUUUGACUCGAACCAGUAUACAGGAGAGGUGGUUUGGAUUAUAUAACGUCACAGCAGCAAACAAUCAUGGAAGUGUCAUGCUUCGCUUCACAGUUCAUGAAAAAUUGAACCCAGGAAUCCCAAACAAUCUUUUGAUUGGCUGCACGAAGCCUAGUUCUGUUGAAGUCUCGUGGAGUGACGGAGGGAACUCUCAGUAUUACCAAGUUAUCUUCAGCAGAGACAGAUUUCUUAACUCACAAGAGGUUUAUCCAGUGACGAUUGCAAAAACCACAGACGGAAGUGAUGUGUAUAGUCAGUAUAUAGACAAUCUGGAUGGAGGCCAUGCCUAUUUCUUUAAGGUUGUAGCGUACAAUCAGUACGGAAACACAACAUCAGCGGAUGCUGUUGGCUGCACUGUUCAGGAACCAUGUUCCUGUGGAACUGACAGUAUGUAUGUCACUGGAGUUGUACUGACAGUUAUUGGUAUACUUACACUUUUGAUCACAGUUGGAAUCGGGAUGUUUUACAAACGAAAUGGAAGACUUUGUCAUAGCCCAAGUCAGGUUCCAAAACAGAUGGACGAUGUUCAACUUUCAGAUCGAGGCCUCAGACUUCAAAGCGAAAUUGAAAGAUCUCCAUAUCAACAACUUGAUACUAAUGAGGUUGCCAAGGCGUCCGUGUAUUCUGAAAUCGGAGGACACCAUCAUGUUAACCAAAUUGAUCCCGACAAUGAUGGAGAUGGUGGAAAAUACGAGUCCUUGGAGGGGCGUUCAGAUCCGAACGCUUAUGACGAACCUCAUAGUAAAACGUCCGGUAACAGGGGCACAUAUAUCAAUACCACAAUCGCUUGUAAAGAUUAGUGUUGAUACACCAUUAGGGAACUCGUCAAUAAUGCAAUGUUUCAUCAAGCUAUGAUUUGAGAGAAGAGAUCAAAGAAGACUUUGCCAUGUUGUUAUAUAAGUGAAAUGAAACUUUGAAUGUUUGAGCUUUUCAUUAGAAAUAUCUAUUAUUCACAGUGUAUAAAUAUCAGUUUAAUUUUAUGUAACAAUCAAGUGCAUAAAAUCAUACAUAACAUCCAUUCAAAUAGAGUAUAUAUAUUAGUUACCAAACUUAUGUGUUGUUAUAUUAUGCUUAUGGUUUACCAAUGUCAGUUAAACGUGACACGAGAUAGUAUGGUAUGAUGUAAUGGAAUUGUU
Messenger RNA from Pecten maximus, 1391 nucleotides. RefSeq names its product titin-like. Gene Ontology annotation, molecular function: protein binding. Lineage: Eukaryota; Metazoa; Mollusca; Bivalvia; Pectinida; Pectinidae. The record is from RefSeq and is a predicted model, not a curated record. The transcript is spliced from 10 exons. Bases 15 to 1055 code for a protein of 346 amino acids.